Molecule: messenger RNA, 720 nt
Organism: Didymodactylos carnosus
Lineage: Eukaryota; Metazoa; Rotifera; Eurotatoria; Philodinida; Philodinidae
Source: the annotation of a GenBank genome assembly
AUGUUACAGGAAGUACUUGAUUCCUAUGCAUUAAGAGUGUUUUUGCUCAAGACCAUAAUGUUUGCUCAAUUAAAACUUAUCUCAUUCAUAACUCCUGUCAUUGUCGGUAUAGGAUUUGGUUUUUAUUUUGCUUAUUUAACAAUUCAAUCAGAUUUUGAUGAAAAACAGCAACCACAAAAUGUCGAACCUAGAAUAGUUAAAACUUCGUCAUCCUCAAACCCGUUACCAGAUAUAUCGAGCAUUAUUAAUUCAGCUCAAAACACUUGGCAGUUGAUCGAACAAAAUCGGGCCGUUAUGAAUAUCAAAGUGGAUUAUGCUAAUGUGUUGCCGAGUGAAAUAAAAAGUGCAUUUGACUGUCAAAAAUGGGCUGAUGAACCAUUUACAAAAACUUUCAAAAUUAAAUUUCAAAACAAAUUAAAUAUGAGAAUUAUGGAACUAGUUUACACUGUUCAAUUUACUUACGGCGGAUCAUUCGAAAACAAAGGACAAUAUUUAGAUCGAAUAACAAUUAUUCCUACUCAUGUGUAUGUUGCUUAUGGUUUUAAACUUGAUGCUUCAAUUAAUAUACCGUCAAUAAAUAACGUUGGAACUUUGGAAGAACCGAUAGCUGCAGCAUAUGUUGAGUUAAAAUAUCGACUUACGGGUAUGAACUCAAUUGAAAAAACAGAAUCAUUUUUCGUGAAAGGAAAUGGACAAUUUAAAUAUCUGAAUCAGUGGUAG